GCCACGAAUCGAUGCGUCGGUAAGGGUAUCAGUGUAAAGAACGCAGCCCGUAAACAACCGAACCAUCAUGGGCUGAUAACGCUCGGGCCGCCUGGGACUGCAGAGAACGGGCCGUGGUCAGAAACGGUUUCGGAGUCGCGGGAUCUAACAGGAGCGUCACAGUGUACUGAUGAUCAUCGUAGUGGACGGAGUUGGCAAAUGGGAAAGUUCGAGCUGGAAACGGCGCCUCCGAGCGCGGAGUUGUUGGAGAUCGCCAAGCAGGAGCUCCGGGAGACCCCGGAAGUGCGGGCAGCGGCUGUGGAGGAGCUACGCAAACUGCUCGAAGCGGCCACCGAUCUCUGCUACCCGAACGAUGAAGACUUCCUGAUCAUCUUCCUUCGUCCGACAAAGUUCUACCCCGAAAGUGCGCUGAAGUUGAUGCGCAACAUUGCAGAGUUCAACAAGAACUACAAGGAAACGCUGUACAACCUGAUGCCGAGCGAUGUGCAGAACGUGUUCAUCGAGCACAACAUCAUCAACAUUCUGACCAACCGGGAACAGAGUGGGCGUCGUGUGAUGAUCGUGAACAUGGGCGAACCCUGGGACCCGAAAGCCGUGUCCGAGGAGCACAUCUUCCGCGUGCUGUACACGAUCCACAAGCUGGCAAUGCUGGAACCGGCCACCCAGAUCAACGGUGUGGUGGUGAUCUACGACUUCAAGGGGAUGGGCAUGAAGCACGUCAAAUCGAUGUCGCCGGGUGGUGCCAAGCGACUGCUGACCUUCAUCCAGGAGGCGAGCCCGCUGCGUGUGAAGGGCAUCCACUUCAUCAACCAGCCUAUGAUUUUCAGCAUGGUGUGGUCACUGUUCAAGCCGUUCGUGAAGGAGAAGCUGAACAAGCGUAUGUUCUUCCACGGUGACAAAAUGGCCAAGUUGCACGAGCACGUACACAAGGAGUUCCUGCCAUCGAACUACGGCGGAACUCUGCCCGCGUUGGACUACGGUGGCAAGGAGUGGUACCCGGUGGCGGAACAGCAUCUCGACUUCAUCAAGAAAUGGAACUCGUGUGGGUUUAAGUAACCCCGGGAAAGUUCGGGAGAUCGAGGCUGAAGUUCGGAGGAACUGCCAGUUGCCAAAAAUGCAUCUUUAUCAUCACCACGCCACGGGUUUGCCUCAUUGACCGUGACCACCAAGCCAUCGGGUAGCUAAAGGGAGAGAGAGAGAGACAGAGAGGACACAUUCGCUGUCUAACUCGUUAUCAAUCGGUCGUUGUAUGACUCCAAUAGACGUCAAACGUUUCUUUCCUUUUCACUCUUUCUAUCUCUCUCUCUCUCUCUGUCGCACUCUCCCAUCGUUUUUCUGUUUCUAUUUGUGCGCUUAUCAUUCAUCUGCCGAACCAACAGUUCCGAGUGUUUUAUUUUUAGUGUCAACCAUUUUCGAUCCCUCAGGCACAAUGGGAUGCGUUACAGUUUCGGAGCGUCAUGUGAAGCAGUUAUGGAAAAGACUCGAUUAUUACACUCAUGUUGCACUUGUUAUCACAGUUUGUUACGAGUUCUGUGUGCAUAAAUAAACAUACGCGUUUUUGAAAAGAA
Anopheles stephensi (Asian malaria mosquito) is the source of this 1568-nucleotide messenger RNA. Its product is annotated as retinaldehyde-binding protein 1-like. The transcript has 3 exons. NCBI's taxonomy places the organism in Eukaryota, Metazoa, Arthropoda, Insecta, Diptera, Culicidae. Gene Ontology annotation, cellular component: membrane. Gene Ontology annotation, molecular function: phosphatidylinositol bisphosphate binding. The coding region runs from base 199 to 1056 and encodes 285 amino acids. The record is from RefSeq and is a predicted model, not a curated record.